CACACGUUAUGCACUGCGCGCACACAUCCAGAGGGCUCGGAGCGAGGCAAUGAUGUGCACGAAGUAUUAUCCCUUAUUACACGUUUCGCUUCCGCGCCGGCCGCACGUACGAUAGUGAGCCGACCCGCUUUCGAGUUGUGCGAAGUUUCCGUUUGUUUACAUCGAAUCCGCUACGAUGCAUACUGCGUUAGCGAUUGUGUCAUCGACCGUACGUUUAUCGCUGGCCUGCGAGUGAUUCACGGACAAUGCUCGCCUCGGAGUUUUUUGCGCCGAAACUUUUUGUGAACUUGUGAACUCUCGGCGAUCAAAAAUUAAGAUAUCGUUCGCGACGAAACUGUGACGAGUCAGAACUUAGAUACUUGUGCCAUUUUUGUGUCAAAGUGAAUUGUCAGAGAAGAGGAAAAAAAAUUUUUCUUCAGAUUUUUACAGACUAUUUUUCGAAGAGAACUUUUUAAAGUGCUGUUGGAAAAUUUUGAUCAAUAACUUUGUGAAAUUUGUAUUUUAUUAAAACCGAAUAAAAAAAACUAAUUUGACUAACAAAGAAGACCGCAAAAGUCGAGUGCGGUGAUCGAAGUCAUCAGAAAAUUAACGCAUACAAAACAAACGACAAUCAGUCGCAGUUUAUUACCUAGAAAAAGUUUGGAGAGACAAAGAUGGCAAUAGCAUUCAAUCUGCCGAGCGAGAGAGAGGCGACAGAGGAGAACUUCUCGCGACUGAACCGGCUCCUAGCCGAGCUGUACGAGGUGCUUUGCCACAUCUUGGUCGCACGACAGCCUGGCCAAGAAGUCCAGGAGAAUCGGCGAGAUCGUCCAUACUCCGAAUCGGAUAUCGAACGACCAGCACCUCCCCCACAGCCAUGUAGAAGAUCAGCAUCAUCUCCACCUCUCACCCUGACCUUGGAUUCCGAUUUAGAAGACGAUGUAUUCGUAAGUCCAAGAACGAACAGUGGAAGCGAUCCCUUUUCGACUACUAAUCUGGAGAUAUUUAGAUACGGAAGUCCACGGACUCCUGCGGGAUUACUUCUGAGUCCAAGAAGGGAGAGAGCCUUUACGUUCUCCGUUACGAGUGAAAAGCACUGGAGAGAUAAGGGUGGGACGGACGUAGCUGAUGGCGUUGCCAGUGCGGAUGUGACUGAUUCAUCAUCACCUGAAGAACCUUACCAGCCGGAGAAAUCAUCAUCAGAAUCCAUUUUCUCUUCUAUAAUACCAGAUAAGUUAUCUGGCUCCAUAUGCACUGCUGUUCUCUUUAUGCUGGGAUGGAAACUUCUAGCGAAUAAGCGAUGAAUUUACAUCAAACAACGAAGAAGUAAACAAUAAAUGUGAUAAGAAUAUGUUAAUAUUAUUCUGUUAAUCACGUUAUUAAUAACAGUUGUCUAAACGGUUAUAUAACAAUAACUCUUUAGACGUCGCUACCGUCAACGAUUAGACGUUUUGUAUAUUUAUAUGUAUAGCCGAAAUAUAUUAAUCGAAAUCGCUUGUUAGUUGCACUUAAUGCUCUCGAUUUAAAUUAAAUUUACAAAAUGUAAUCCAAAGAUGUUUUGAAAUGAUUAAAAAAAUGUUAUCAUUAUUUUUGAAAUGAAAUCGAUUAAAAUUAUAAUGAUUGAUUAAAAUUCGAUGACUUAUAUCACCAAGGCGCGAAAAUCCAGCCAGUAAUAUUUUUAUGUAAUAUUUUAGGGCACAAAAGUCAAUUUACUUACAAUAAAUGGAAAUAUCAAUUUUAAAUGACUUUUUUAAUUAAUUGUCAACCAGACUAAAAUAUUGUAAAUACACACUUUUACUUAUAAAUUUUAAUGAGCUGGGAGACAUAAUAAAUGAUUUACGAGUUUAGUGUUUUGCUGCUAAUAAAGUUUAUAUGUUUUUUAAAGAACAUUUUCUUCAUUUGUAAGUAAAACUAUCAGAAACAAAACUUACGGCGAUUGUUUUUGAAAUGGAUUUAUUAAAUUAAUUAGAAAUAAAUCAACGAGAAAAGUAAUAAUGUAAUACUUAUAGAAUGAAAUAUGCUUUUGGUGUUAAAUGUAGAAUUUCGUAUUGACAAAUUUUAAUGCACAAUUUAUAUAAAAAAUAUUUAAUAAAUCUGUAAGCAAUUUUUGAUAAUUAUACCGUACUGAAAUACAUACGUCGAUUUAAACGUUUUAAUGCGAAAUAUGCCUAUAACUUUAUAUAAUAUUUGCCUAUUGAUUCUGAUUGAAUCAAUUUUUAUUUAAAAAAUAAUCUUACCACACAACAAAACUCACAGAUAUUGUAUAAGUUUCAUGCGUACUGUGUCAUCAAAUUAAAUUUUUUUACUGGUUCUUUGUCUGUAUGUUAUUGUAAUUCAAUUCAAAUUUGUUGUUUAUCUUGGUUUUUUAAUGCUCUGAAUCAUUUAAAUGGAAAAUAUUUAAGUUACUAUACUAUAAUAUUACGUUUUACUUUGUGUGCCAGCCGUCUACCAGUUUCUAAACCCAAACAUAAUAGUGGCUUAAUACAUGUUACAAAGUUGAAUUACUUAUGAAAAAUUGGUAACACAGUAUGUUUGAGCUCAUAUAUUUUUACAUUCCUAAGUAUUGACCAGUCGCGGAUUUGUGAAGAAAAAGAUAUUUCGUUUUCUUAAAUCAAAAACACGUCUUCAUUUGUUCCAAAGAGAGCAGCCUAAAAUUAUCAUCGAUUGAUCUCAUUAUAUUAUUUUUGUAUUAAAAAACUUUUAUACUAGUAUUAAAUAAAUUAGAUUAUUAUUUAGGUUACGUGCCAAGCCGUUUGAGAAUUAUAUCUGAGGUCUAUUUUAUUACAACUAUAUAUAAUAUAUUGAUGUAAAUAAUUUGAUUUAAGUGAACGGUAGUCCGUCUUUUUGUAUCACAACAUAAUUUAAUUCUGAUACGUCCUAUCCAUACAUCGUAACGUAGCCGCAGCAACAAUAUUUUAAAAA
Molecule: messenger RNA, 2901 nt
Organism: Papilio polytes (common Mormon)
Lineage: Eukaryota; Metazoa; Arthropoda; Insecta; Lepidoptera; Papilionidae
Gene: Ibm1
Exons: 3
Coding region: 654-1283 (209 amino acids)
Source: RefSeq, a predicted model, not a curated record